Spizellomyces punctatus DAOM BR117 is the source of this 3300-nucleotide messenger RNA. RefSeq lists its product as uncharacterized. Gene Ontology annotation, molecular function: catalytic activity. The record is from RefSeq and is a predicted model, not a curated record. Lineage: Eukaryota; Fungi; Chytridiomycota; Chytridiomycetes; Spizellomycetales; Spizellomycetaceae. The transcript is spliced from 4 exons. The coding region runs from base 1587 to 3053 and encodes 488 amino acids.
GUUGACCGGCAUCCAUUCGAACGUAAAAGGACGUGAUUGCAACACAGUAGACUUGAACGGACCGGCGCAAGCUAGAUUGGGUUCGCAAGUCUACUUCCAGUGUCGACGGCUGACUGUCAGCGAGGUGCACCAAGGAGAUCUUAGAGCAUAAAUUGCGCCUGAUAACGGCGACGCGUGGGGUAUAGCAAGAUGAGCGAACACAAUUUGAAACCUGGUGACUGGAUAUGCGAUAGCUGCCAAACUCAUAAUUUUGCGAGUCGCACAGCUUGUUUUCGCUGUCACGCACCAAACCGUCUUCCAGCUACCUAUGGAUCAGCCGCUCCUGUAGCAAUGAAACCCGGGGAUUGGCUCUGUCCAAAACCGGGGUGUAGAUUUCAGAACUUUAGCUCACGGCAUGAAUGUAUGCGGUGUGGAACGAAGCGGCCGGGACAAGUUGGGCAGGGUAGCAGCGCGGGCAGCGGGGGGCUGGGUGGGAUGGGGAGGCCCGGCCAUGGUGUUUCCACGAAGAUACUGCCUGGGGACUGGAUUUGUCCACAGUGCUCCUUAAACAACUUUGCCUCUCGUACAAAAUGCAUGCAGUGCGGAGCGCCAAAUACGGGAGCAACACGUCCUGUCGAUCGACCUGGGGACUGGAGCUGUCCGAACGAGAGUUGUCGAUAUCACAACUUUAGCAGUCGAGUUGAGUGUUACAGGUGCGGAACACCUAAAAGUAUGGGUCAAACUCAAGUGAGUGGGGGUGGAAUGCAGUUUUCGAUGAGACCGGCCAAUCAGAUGAAGCCAGGAGAUUGGAUUUGCCCUAACGGGUCGUGUGGGUUUCACAACUUCGCAAGACGAGAGACCUGCGCCCAAUGCGGAACACCGGUCCCCUCUGGAACCGGCCAUGACAUCGCUGCGCAGUCCGCCCCUUUAGCGCCACCGGGAACGACUUACGCUCCAUUUCCAUCUUACGGACAGUCAUUGUUUUCUCAAGGACAUGAGUUUGCUGCGUUGGGCGGGUAUGGCACCUAUCCACCUGGGACUGAGGGAUAUAAUUAUACGUCGUGAGGUAGGACGGACAUGUGUGCCUGAAAGUGGAGACGUUCGCUGGAGAGGGGUUGCUGUAGAUCGCGGACAGUAUUAAGUAUUGCGGUGUCGUCCGUGUGAAGGGCGAGGAUAUGGUCUUUCGGAGUUUUGUUUUCAUGUUUUGUAUAGUUUUUCUUGUGUUUAUUUCGUCCGAUCAAAAGUACCCUCCCUUGAUCAUGUCUGAUCAAAUGUUCUACUGGGCGAGGACUGGAAUUUAUCAAUAUUGAGUACUGAAAGAGUUUUGCCACCCAUGCAUGGAUAUAGAGGAUAUAGGUAGCUGCCACAUGUGGAUGCAUUCAUUGGGUUCGAUCGUCCACUGGGGUCCACGUCAGUUAUGGAUUGUUCAUCGGGGGGCCCAACUGUUUCCAGGUUCACCCGAAGCUCUGGACGCCAAGUGAAAGCACUUGAACACGAUGCUCCAUGGAUAUGGGGCGUGGAAAGGCAUCGCGACCAGGGCGUAAUCUUGCAGUUGUGGAAAUGAGACGCGACGGGGAGGCUGGAGUCAUCGAAUUUCGUCGUCUGUCAUGCACGAAGAGAAUACUCGUAUGAAAGCAAGUCAAUAUUUCCAGGAUAUUAUCGAAUCAAUCCACUCGCAAAAUGUCCUUGCCCCAGUCGAUGAGGAUGCCGCUCGCAAAGUCUUCUUCACAGACCAAGAGUGGAUGCUGCCAUCCGGACGCCCGAUAGCUGCCCUGUCUGCUGCCGCGCUGGGAGCUCUCGCCUAUUCACUUCAAGCCAUAUGGAAUGUGAGGCGCGGUAGCAUGGCAGGGAUCGCCAGUGCCCGAGUUUCCCAGCGGGGAGCAGCAAUAGCGGUGCGAUCUCACAACUAUUGUCGGAUAGUAGACCCUCCGCGGAACCUGAACCCUUGGGAUCCUCUGUCGGGUUUAUAUGAGGCUGCGGAUGGGAGACAUAUCCAGUUGCAUUGCAAUUAUUCGCAUCACAGAGGUACGGCUCUCAAAGUUUUGGGUGUGGUUGAUGUCCCUGAUCUGGGAAGGGACAAAGUGAGCGACGCUGUGAGAAAGAGGGAUGCGCUAGAAUUGGAAACGCUGAUCACUGAGGCGGGCGGCUGUGCGGCAAUGGUCAGGACAUCUGGAGAGUGGGAUUCGCAUCCACAGCGGCGUGCGCUAACUCAACCUCCGCUCGUUACCAUUCGAAAGCUUAGGGACACCAAACCGCUUGCGGUUGGGCCUACAAGACCUGGUGCCAGACCACUGCAGGACGUCAAAGUCCUUGAUCUGACCCAUGUCCUGGCAGGCCCGACUGCGACAAAGGCGUUAGCGUCCCACGGUGCAAAGGUCCUGAGCGUUUCCUCGCCCAAUCACGAGCAAAUUGAAGCCGCGCUGGUCGACACAAACUUUGGAAAGCGGUCAGCGUUCCUCGACUUCAAUGAUGCAAAAGAUUUAGAAAAAAUGAAAGACCUGCUCAAAGAAACGGAUAUUUUUGUCCAAUCCUAUCGCCCAGGUGCUUUGGACGCAUUCGGGCUCUCUGCAGAUGCCCUGGCCGCCAUUCGUCCUGGGAUUGUGUACGUCUCAAUUAGCGCCUACGGUACCACAGGUCCAUGGGCUGGUAAACGUGGAUUUGACACACUCGUCCAGUGCGUCUCGGGGAUGGCGGACUCUGAAUCUGACUCUUUUGCAAAACCUAAACAUCUUCCGGCGCAGAUCUUGGAUUAUGCGUCCGGAUAUCUCGCUGCGUUCGGUGCCGUGCUGGCUUUACGUCAACGGGCGCUCGUCGGUGGCAGCUAUAGUGUCGACGUCUCUCUAGCACGGACAUGUGAAUGGGUACGGAACGCUGGAUUAGCGGAGUUCGAUAUCAGCCAAAUCAAGAUGCCAACGGAACAGGAUGUGGCAGACUUGCUUUUAACGACCCCCGGAACAGAAUAUGGUAAAGUGCAGCAUGUGAAUCAUGCUAUCGAAAUGAUCCCUGAGGAGUUCAGUCCCCGGUUUGAGUUGCCGACGUGUCGCAGGGGAGCACAUGCCGCUGAGUGGUGGUAAAUGGAAUUGAGACAUCCAAUGCCCCUCACGACCGGAACAUACCGUCUAUUCUGGCCAAAGCAUAUACAAAAGAAAGACAUGAAUAUAUAUAUACGAAUAAAGAUCAGUUACAAUAGCCAAUCGCAUCGCGACCCGUUCAUACAACGAAACGAUGUAGAUACUAAGAUUGCGCGCCUAAAUGUCUAUCCCACAACAGGAAAUUGUCCAUAGUCUAAAUGACAAUAAAAGUUACUAUCUUCUACACGCA